AUGGGCUACUUUUCUAAUCAAAGCAUCAGAACUACAUAUCAAAUCUCCAACAUAUCUCCGGAGGGGAUUCCUCUGAAUUUACAUGUCAAAAGUGCUCCUUGCAAUUUCAGGCUGAAUGUUCCUCCCCGAAGUGCUCCAACCAGUGGUCCCUCUAGUCCUGCUCUUAGCCCACAACGGUUUAGAACCGUAGAUCAUUUUCAUUCCUCUUUUAUGAUUCCUCAAGAAGCACAGGUUUCGUCUACUCUGGAGAUUCCAGCUUCUGACAAGCAAUUUGGUUCUCCUUGCCAAGUGUCUCCAGGAAGACAUGCAUGGACCCCUGAUCAUUCUCCACUUCACAGCCCAAAAUUACAAAAUGCUUCUCAAAAAAAUCUUACCAGUUCUACGUUUCAUUGCCAACUUAUGUCACUCCCUGAAAGCUCUGUUGGACGGCCUGAAGGUAGUAGUCAUGCCAAUCUCCACCCAUUACCUCGUCCACCAGGAGGUCUGAAGCCAUCACAAUCAACUAUGACCUGCCAUGUUACGGAAAAACAAAAUGUUUCAUCAAUGAAAAGUAAAUGGUGGAAAGGAAAACUCAUUGGACGUGGUACUUAUGGCAGUGUCUAUGAGGCAAUCAAUUGUGAAACUGGAGCUUUAUGUGCAAUGAAAGAAGUUGAUCUUAUCUGGGAGGACCCUAAAUCUGUAGAAUGUAUUAAACAAUUGGAGCAGGAAAUGAAAGUUCUCCAGCAUUUAAAGCACCCAAAUAUCGUGCAGUAUUACGGCUGCGAAGUGGUUGAGGAUCACUUUUGCAUAUAUCUGGAAUACAUUCAUCCCGGAUCAAUAAAUAAAUUUGUUCGUGAACGUUAUGGGGCUAUCACAGAAUCUAUAGUUCGUAAUUUUACCCGCCAUAUUGUCUCGGGGCUGGCUUAUUUACAUAGCACGAAAACGAUUCAUAGGGAUAUUAAAGGGGCAAAUUUGCUCGUUGAUGCAUCUGGCAUUGUCAAGCUGGCUGAUUUUGGGUUGGCAAAACAUGGCUAUAAAUUUUGGCAUGGAUGCUAUGAUGCCGUAAAAAUGGUAGACAGCAACUGA
Thlaspi arvense is the source of this 1065-nucleotide messenger RNA. The record is from the annotation of a GenBank genome assembly. Lineage: Eukaryota; Viridiplantae; Streptophyta; Magnoliopsida; Brassicales; Brassicaceae.